AUGAAGGGCCAUUCAAACAAGACACUGAGUCACAGGUCAGCACCAAGUCCUUCCCAAGGUGCCUCCAGCCCAGGAGUAGGAGGAACUCCUCCUCAGACCAACAUGACGAGCAAUCGGAGGCUGCAACAGACACAGGCUCAAGUGAAUGAGGUGGUAGACAUAAUGCGAGUUAACGUGGACAAAGUACUAGAAAGAGACCAGAAGCUUUCAGAACUUGAUAACAGGGCAGAUGCUUUGCAAGCUGGUGCCUCGCAAUUUGAAACCAGUGCAGCUAAGCUGAAGAGGAAACACUGGUGGAAAAACUGUAAGAUGAUGAUCAUCCUCGGUGCAGUAUGUGCAGCCAUUCUUAUCAUAAUUAUAAGUAAGUAA
Molecule: messenger RNA, 369 nt
Organism: Varanus komodoensis (Komodo dragon)
Lineage: Eukaryota; Metazoa; Chordata; Lepidosauria; Squamata; Varanidae
Product: vesicle-associated membrane protein 2-like
Exons: 4
Coding region: 1-369 (122 amino acids)
Biological process (GO): vesicle fusion; SNARE complex assembly; vesicle-mediated transport
Cellular component (GO): SNARE complex; plasma membrane
Molecular function (GO): syntaxin-1 binding; SNAP receptor activity
Source: RefSeq, a predicted model, not a curated record